Colletotrichum destructivum is the source of this 1548-nucleotide messenger RNA. RefSeq names its product Putative chromo/chromo shadow domain, Chromo-like domain superfamily protein. NCBI's taxonomy places the organism in Eukaryota, Fungi, Ascomycota, Sordariomycetes, Glomerellales, Glomerellaceae. The transcript is spliced from 4 exons. Bases 1 to 1548 code for a protein of 515 amino acids. The record is from RefSeq and is a predicted model, not a curated record.
AUGUUGCUCACAACCAUCGAAACACCUGUCAACAGCAUGGCCCCUGCCGACCAAGCCGCCGGAAGCACUCGAUGCGCUAGAGAAGACUGCAGUGAUUGGGCGGUGGCCAAUUCUCGCUUCUGCAGCGCUCACUUCCCCUACGACACCAUCGAAAAGAUUGUCGCACAUUCCCUCGAUCCCGAUACGGCACUCGUGACCCUCACUGUCCUUGUCAAAGGCGCACGCAAGGAUAUCUCCGAAUGGGAUGUCCAGGAACACCGACCGACUCUUCUCUACGAUUACUGGGCGAGCUUCAAGGGUAGAACUCGACAAGACGUCCUCGGUAUCGGAGAGCUGUAUCAUCCCUUCCGGUUUCGGCGACACCGUCGCGUCCGCGGCCAAUGGCAGGUGCUUGUCCAGUGGCUAGGAUACUCGGAUGAGGGAGAGGAUGUGUCCUGGGAGCCGGCCGUUAAGAUGCGCAUCGACGCGCCUGGUGUUAUGACCGACUACUGCGGAUACGUGGAUGACGAGAGUACGAAGGCGGCUCUCUUGGGCCUGAUGGCCCGAGCAGAAAACAACGAGGACGUUGAACUGGAGAAGCAGGAUGUCAAGGCCUCUAUCGGGACUCCCGCGCCUUCCAAGCAAGCAACGAAGCGCAAGAGAGAGAAUCUGGCCGAGCAGCCCGAACCUGUCAGCGAUAAGCGCCGGCGGUAUGACUUGACAUCUGCAACCAAGUCUCCCCCUCCCAAAUUGUUUUCUUCGAAGCGGAGACAAUCACAAGCUCCUCCCGACGCCUCGAUCCCACCCCAGACGACGCCGAAAUCCUCCCUCUCUACCAAACGGCAGUCGACGCUUCCCGUGGAAACCGUUGCGAAUGGUGUCUCCUCACCUGCUCAGCCACAGCCUCAGUCAAGACGGAAAAGCACGCGAGCAGCCUCUGUGGCAGUCCCGAGCACCACAGCAUCACAGCGUCUCAACCCUGCGGAUGUUCCUCGGACGAUGCUGUGGUUCAUGGACGACUUCACUGUCGGCGACUUGCAAAAGGUUCGCCGCUUCACUGACGGGCACUGCACUAUGGGCUUGCAUCAGUCUCUGGAUUGUACAGAUGCUCACCGUGAGGAGCGGACGCGAGUGUGGUGGGCCAUUUAUUUCCUUGACAGACUGAACGACUACUCUUGCGAUUUGUGCGAACGAACGCUACUCGUCCGCGAAGCACAAACAGGUGACAUCCUUCCGGGAAACGACGAGCUAUGGAGCUCGUGCAUCGACUCAAAUGCCUUGUCUCCAAGAACGAUGCUCUCAUUUUCCGCUGACCAGAUAAUGGACUCCGGAGUUUUUGCCAACGAACUCCAGGCCAUGUACGCUCUUCAAAGUGUACUGAAAACAACCAGGGACCCCUCAUUUUGCCUGGGGACACUCAAAGAUCAUGGAUCAUGGAAGGUUGACAUGUUAAUCCAGCAAAAGAUUUAUGACACCUUGGAAACAUCACAGAAGUAUUUGGAAAAUCAAUACUGCGUGAUUGUCAUAUAUCUCCUAGUCCUCUAUAGCGGCUCUGGGAAUGGCCCUUAA